GCUGUUUAACUGUCAUUGAGUUAACCUCAAAGAGAUUCAACCGGUCGAUCCGAUUUAAAGAAUAUUGUUUAAUUAGAAAGUAUUUAAAAUUAUAUUAAUAACAUAAUAAUAACACAAUGGACACAAGAAUGAAUACGUUUUUUGUUUCGGAGAAAAUAUCCAAAAUACGCUGGCUUCCGGAUAAUUUGCAAGCAAGCGAACGUUUCUUAACCGGCAGCUGGGAUAUGCCCGCAAACUUUGUGCGCUUGUGGCGCUUACAGCAGAAUCAAUAUGCAGAUGACUAUAAUGAAUUUGUGCCGCGCUGUAGUGACAAACAAUCGUUCGAUAGUGACAUUACAGGAAUCGAAUUCAUCACCAACGAUAUAGCGGUUGUCAGUAGCGCAAAUGGUCGCAUUACAAUACUGGAAGUUAAGCCCGCCGUGGAUGACGAUGUAUUGCAGCAAAACGUCCAAAGUGAGGUCCUGCACAAAUUCGAGGCCAGUGGAGAUGCCGCACCUUGUACGGCGGUAUCGGUAUAUGAAAGAGAGAUCGCUACAGUAGGCGAAGAUGGUCGACUGAAUAUUAUCAAUGCUAACGACGUGAGUAAGUUGCGACGCACUUUUGAAGCAGACAGCAUAGCACUUACGGCAGUUAAGUACGUAAAUCCACAUGAAGUGCUUACGGCAAAUCGUAUGGGUGUUAUACGCAUGUUCGAUACGAGAGCAACGGAUGAAGAAGUAGCCGUAACUGCUUUCAUGACAUCGUGUGAAGACGAGAGACGUUCGAAUUAUGUAUCUGCACUCACCUCACAUCCCACACAACCCCAUAUUGUUCUAGCCGGAUCGGAGGAGGGCUCCAUAACCGUGUGGGAUCUACGUCAACCCGGCUAUCCGGCAUCCUACUUGAGUGCACAUACCAGCGCCAUAACAGAAAUCGGUUUUCAUCAUAGAGAACCCUCGAAACUCUUCACAGCAUCAGAGAGUGGCGAACUGUGGUUGUGGUUGCAGCAGCCCAAUAUGAGCAUUACAAAUAUGGAACCCGGAAAACCCGUCGCUGAAAAUGUAAAUCCCUGGCUAAAUGGCGAGCGCGCAAAAAGUCGUAUUAAUGUUACAUGUCUAAUUUCCAAUUUGCGUAAAUCUAUCAAUACAUUCGAUGCAAGCGGCUCAAAGCUCAUAUGCGGCAGUGAUAGUGAAGCGAUUUAUUUAAUUGAUAAUAUAUACUAAACGUAGUCUUAGAAAUAGUGUACGACAUUAAAAUUGGUUAUUUUUAUAA
Zeugodacus cucurbitae (melon fly) is the source of this 1251-nucleotide messenger RNA. It is a transcript of the gene Nup43, whose product is annotated as nucleoporin Nup43. The record is from RefSeq and is a predicted model, not a curated record. Gene Ontology annotation, cellular component: nuclear pore outer ring. NCBI's taxonomy places the organism in Eukaryota, Metazoa, Arthropoda, Insecta, Diptera, Tephritidae. Bases 117 to 1202 code for a protein of 361 amino acids. The transcript has 2 exons. Gene Ontology annotation, molecular function: protein binding.